Helianthus annuus (common sunflower) is the source of this 837-nucleotide messenger RNA. RefSeq lists its product as uncharacterized. The transcript has a single exon. The record is from RefSeq and is a predicted model, not a curated record. Lineage: Eukaryota; Viridiplantae; Streptophyta; Magnoliopsida; Asterales; Asteraceae. Bases 1 to 837 code for a protein of 278 amino acids.
AUGGCUGUUUUGGUACCUGGGGUUUUGUUAAAGUUGCUGCAACAUAUGAACACAGAUGUAAAAGUUGCAGGAGAACAUAGAUCAUCUUUGUUACAGGUUGUGAGCAUUGUUCCGGCUUUAUCAGGCGGUGAGUUGUUUCGAAAUCAAGGGUAUUAUCUUAAGGUAUCUGAUUCAUCUCAUGCCACUUAUGUAUCUUUACCUGAUGAAAGUGUUGAUCUUAUAUUGAGUGAUAAGAUCCAGUUGGGUCAGUAUAUACAUGUCGAACGGCUUAAGUUAGCCACUCCAGUUCCGGUUUUACGCGGGGUUAAACCGAUUCCAGGUAGACACCCUUGUGUUGGAACACCUGAAGAUAUUGUUGCCACACAUUCUUUAGGGUUUCUUAAUAGUUCCACUAGUUCUAAGUUAGUUGGUAAUGUCAAAAAGGAUAGUGUUAUUAGUGCUUCCAUUGGAAAACCAAGAUCACAAUUGUCAAAAUUGGUAUUGAAUUCGAGUGAUUCGAAGGUGAAAGUCAAACCGUCAAAUGGUUCAAGGUCAAUUCCUUCAUCUCCUACUAGUGGUUACACUUUGUCUACUUCUUUUGAGAAGUUUUCGAGUGUUGUUAAGCAUCAGUCGAAGAUCAAAGGAUCUGAUAAGGAGAUUGGAAAGUUGAAUUUAGGGAGCGCGAGUCCGCGUUUAAAGAAAUCCGGGAUUGGUAGCUCUAUAAAGAGUUUUGUUCAAGGUAAUGAGUUGGGACCGAAGGCGUUGAGGAAGAGUUGGGAAGGUAAUGUGGAUGUCAAGACGCCGAGAUUGAAGGUCGUUAAGAACGAUUCAAAGGCUGAAGCUCGAAAUUCUUUUUAA